UUAUCGCGUUUGCAUCUACAACUAUUUCAAUAAAAUCGAUCAUUAAAGAAUGCAUUUAAAUCACAUCCUAAUUAUAAAUUUACUUUUAUUACUAAGUGAAUAUACUCAAUCAAUGGGAUCUAAUGUUUCGGUUAAUAAAAACAUAACCCAUCAAGAGCAAAAAUUAAAUAUGGACAAAGAAAUUCGUAAUUGUUCCUAUGAAGACACUAUUGAAAUUUCCGAUAAUACAUUUUUUCCAAAUGGCUCGUAUAUAUACAAGAAUCAAACAAUUAUACCAUCGAAUCUUAUAGGAAAUUAUGAUUAUAUAAUUUUAUAUGAUGGUACUAAACGUACUGUGCCACAAUAUAAACGGGCGUGUAUUUGUCGCCUAAUACCAUGUAUCAGUUUCUGUUCCCAUGCCAUUCCAGAAAUCUACAACUAUUUGAUAAAAGAUGCCAAAGAUAUGAGAACAGAUAAACAUAACUUUUCUAUUGAGGUGACAUUUAGAAAUCGGACGGUUGUAAAGAAAAAUAUUGUCGAAGAUUUUGAACCAUUUGUAAAGGAAGAUUUUUGUGAAGAAUCUUACAAUAUGAUAAAAGAGGUGGAUACCCAAGCGGGUUGGACUUUGUUCGAGAAUGGAUCUUUAUUAGUAAACAGUAGUCAUAAGAUCUUAAAUAGAACAGAUUAUUGUUUUGAUUUUCAUAAAAUGGUCUUUGGAGAAGACACAUAUAAGGUGAUCAUUCCCAGAUUCUGUCAAAAAAAGGAUGCCAGAGAUUUCCUAGAAAAGUUAUAUUACUGGACUCAAGUUUUCUCAUUAGUAUUUUUACUUGUAACGGUGGCCGUUUAUUGUUAUAUACCCGAGCUGCGUAACACUUUACAUGGUAAAUGUUUUAUGACCUAUGCUGGUAGUUUAGCAUUGUUUUUAGCUAUUUAUAGCUUUAUAAAUCUCUCGAAAAUAAUGAUUAGUUUUGGACCCUGUUUACUAAUUGCUUAUUUCAAUUAUUACCUGCAACUAUUCCAUUAUACUUGGAUGUCUAUACUCUGCUAUGAUAUCUGGCGAAAUUUAAAUAAUUUGGAAUAUAAAUCUUCUUAUUUUAAAUAUGCCAGUUGUGGUUAUACGUUACCCUUAAUCGUUGUACUUUUAGGUUUUGCAUUACAAAAUCCAAAUAUAUAUGAAGUUAUUACAAAUGACAAAUGUAAUCUGUAUGCUCAUACAUGGUCUGAUGUUGUAUACCUUUAUGGUCCAUGUCUCAUUAUCAUAAUAGUUUCCUUAAUAUUCAUUAUUUCAACCUUAAGAUUGUUGAAAAUGAAAUAUAAUGAAAUAUAUGAAAAGCUCAGCUUGAAAGAUUCUCCCGAAAGUUCUUACAAUCCCUAUUUGCUUCUAUUCUAUAUGAUGGUAUUUUGCUGGUUUUUAGACAAUUUAUCGGAUGUGUUUUAUAUUUCUAAUCUAAAGAUCUCAUCUGUUAUUAUUGAUUGCAUUAAAUCACUACAAGGAGUUUGUAUAUUUAUUAUUUUUAUUGGACGGCAAAAAAUUUAUAAUAUGAUUAAACAUACAUAUUAUGAAAAUUGAAGCAGGUCUGAAACCCUAAGGUUCACAAUGGAAUAUCAGCAGUAUUAAUAUAUAUUUAUUUAUUUUAAAUACAUACAAUUUGCAUAAUUAAAAAUUA
Lucilia cuprina (Australian sheep blowfly) is the source of this 1646-nucleotide messenger RNA. RefSeq names its product probable G-protein coupled receptor Mth-like 11. The transcript is spliced from 7 exons. Gene Ontology annotation, molecular function: G protein-coupled receptor activity. The record is from RefSeq and is a predicted model, not a curated record. Bases 50 to 1549 code for a protein of 499 amino acids. Lineage: Eukaryota; Metazoa; Arthropoda; Insecta; Diptera; Calliphoridae. Gene Ontology annotation, biological process: G protein-coupled receptor signaling pathway; cell surface receptor signaling pathway. Gene Ontology annotation, cellular component: membrane.